GUCAGAUUUAAUUGAUUUUAGGUUAUACACAUCAGCUCCGGAUCCAUAGAGUGGAAUUGGGAGAGAUAUAGAUGUAGAGAUGUCAGGCUUCCCCCACCAAUUUCUACAUCCUCAGGGACACUCAGUUCCUCAAGACCAACAACAGACCCCGUCUUCCGAUUCUAAAGACUCUCAAGAUGGCUCUCCCAAGCUCGAUUCAGACACCGCUGCCACCAGUUCAGGAGGAGGCGCUGCAGCUACAACCUCAACUCGUCGCCCCCGUGGCCGUCCUGCUGGAUCCAAAAACAGACCUAAACCUCCUAUUAUAGUCACCCGCGACUCCCCAAAUGCCCUCCGAUCCCAUGUUCUGGAAGUUUCCAACGGCAACGACGUGGUGGAGAGUGUCACAAUUUAUGCUAGGAGGAGAGGAAGAGGAGUUUGUGUUCUUAGCGGCUCCGGGACGGUCAUAAAUGUUACCCUAAAACAGCCAGCGGGAGCAAGUGUAGUGACUCUGCACGGGAGAUUUGAGAUACUUUCACUGACUGGGACGGUGCUCCCACCUCCAGCGCCGCCUGGUUCGGGAGGGUUAUCGAUUUUCUUAUCAGGAGGACAGGGACAGGUGGUUGGAGGCAGUGUGGUGGGGCCGCUGGUGGCUUCAGGUCCGGUGCUAUUAAUGGCUGCAUCUUUUUCUAACGCGGUGUUUGAGAGAUUGCCCUUGGAUGAAGAGGAAGGAGGAGAGCAGGUUCAGCCUUCGGUUUCGCAGGCUUCAGGUGUGACGGCAAGUGCACAGGGUGGCGAUGGUGGAGGUGUUUUUAAUAUGGGAGGAAAUCAUCCGUUCCCGAGUGACUUUUUUGGAUGGGGUGGAAGUCUUCCUCGGCCUCCAUUCUAGCUAGCUAGGUACGUAAUUUGAUGGGAUUUUGAAGGAUAUAAUAUAGAUCGGAGGAGUUUCAGAAGCAUUAAUUGGUGCACACUGCAGCUGGUAUUGAAAAACUGCUUGAGCCAGCUGUUGGCAAGAUGUGAACAAGUUAAAGCGAUCCCUGCUCAAAAUGAACGUGUACAAAGAGUCUACCAUGCAGGCUAACAACAGCCGAUGUUAGAAGUGGAUCAAUUCUUGCAGGCAAGCUCACAAUCUGCAGAUAAUACCCAAUUCAGGUGAAGAAAGUCUUUUCCAUGUUUUCCCAGAUGCUACAUAGAAUGUAAUAAUAAUAUUAAAUCAUAAAUGCUAUU
This is a messenger RNA of Rubroshorea leprosula, 1206 nucleotides long. The record is from the annotation of a GenBank genome assembly. NCBI's taxonomy places the organism in Eukaryota, Viridiplantae, Streptophyta, Magnoliopsida, Malvales, Dipterocarpaceae.